AUGAGCUCUCAACCAAUUGGUCUGACGACGAUCCCCAAGCUGCUGCCUGUCACGGGCACAUUUGCGCUGCCAUUCACAAUCUACUACGCAUUUCUUAGCCUCCGCGUCGUCAAGGAGCGCGUGAAAGACAAACAAUACCUGGGCGAAAACUCCUUGAAGCCCGGAGCGGAACCCGAAGCGUACAAAAGCAACACGCUCUACCUUGCCGGCCGUUCGCAUAUCAAUUUCGUCGAGAAUGUGCCGCUCGCUUUCAUCCUCGCCUCCUUGAUCGAGGUCAAUGGCGGCAACCGCAAGACCCUGAGCUGGUUGCUUGGGAGCUUCCUCGCCUUUCGCGUGCUGCACGCCGAGCUGGGGAUCAUGAAGCCCGACGGCAUGGGCAAGGGCAGGCCCGUCGGCUACUUCGGUAGCAUUGGCGUUCUCGGUGCACUGGCGGGCUACGGGGCCUUCUUGGUCAAGGGAUAUUGGGGAUGCUGA
This is a messenger RNA of Colletotrichum orchidophilum, 474 nucleotides long. RefSeq lists its product as uncharacterized. NCBI's taxonomy places the organism in Eukaryota, Fungi, Ascomycota, Sordariomycetes, Glomerellales, Glomerellaceae. Gene Ontology annotation, cellular component: membrane. The coding region runs from base 1 to 474 and encodes 157 amino acids. The transcript has 2 exons. The record is from RefSeq and is a predicted model, not a curated record.